GUUAAAAUAUUUGCCUCGAUUAAUCACUCAUCUCUCUCUCUCUUUCUCUCUCUAUAAAGACCCCAAAGGACUGUUGCACAAUGUUUUCCUACGUGAUGGCCUUUCUAUUUUAUCAUAUUCUGAAGCUCGAUCUCCUACUAGUUUAGCUGUUUAUAUAUGCUUCCAAAUUCUAUAUAUAUAAACUUAGUGCCACUUUACAUACCAUAAACAAGAAAAUGUCAUCAGCAGGUGAUCGAUCGUUGGAGCAAACUCCAACAUGGGCUGUUGCAGUUGUCUGUUUUGUGCUCGUUGCAAUUUCAAUCGUCAUCGAACACAUCAUUCACUUAAUUGGAAUGUGGUUAACAAAGACAAACAAAAAAGCCCUUUUUGAAGCACUAGAAAAGAUUAAAUCAGAGCUUAUGCUAUUGGGAUUUAUAUCACUGCUGCUAACAGUGGGACAAGGACCAAUAUCAGAAAUAUGUAUACCAGAGGCCAUUGGAGAUACUUGGACUCCAUGCGACCGCGACGACAUGGAAGAUAACAUGGAGGAUGCAGAUGACAACAGACGAAGAAGGCUUCUUGCUGCUUUCUCCGACUCCUCCGGCUGGAGUACUGACGAUCAUCGACGUGUUCUAGCCGCAGCUAAGUAUGGCAAAUGUGCAGAGGGUAAAGUUCCGUUUGUGUCCACUUAUGGCAUCCACCAACUGCACAUAUUCAUCUUCGUGUUAGCUGUUUCCCACAUCCUUUAUGGUAUUAUCACUUUGGCUUUAGGUCGAUUAAAGAUGAGAAAGUGGAAGUCAUGGGAAAUGGGAACGAGGACAAGCGAAUAUCAAUUCUCACACGAUCCGGAGAGAUUUAGGUUUGCGAGAGAGACGUCGUUUGGAAGAAGGCACCUCCACUUCUGGAGUCAAUCACCCAUUCUUCUUUGGAUAGUUUGUUUCUUCCGACAGUUUUUUAGAUCAGUUCCAGAGGUUGACUAUUUAACUCUUCGCCAUGGAUUUAUUAUUGCACAUUUGGCACCACAGAGUCAGAUAAAUUUUGAUUUUCACCAGUACAUCAAGAGAUCGCUUGAGGAAGAUUCCAAAGUCGUUGUAGGGAUUAGCCCAACAAUCUGGUUCUGUGCAAUAUUGUUCUUACUAUUCAAUACCAAUGGCUGGUAUUCGUAUUAUUGGCUACCCUUCAUUCCACUCAUUAUAAUCCUUUUGGUGGGGACAAAGCUACAGGUGAUCAUAACCAAGAUGGGGCUGAGGAUUGGAGACAGAGGAGAGGUGGUUAGGGGAGUCCCAUUGGUUCAGCCUGGUGAUGACCUCUUCUGGUUCAACCGUCCUCGUCUUCUAAUCUACCUCAUCCAUUUUGUUCUCUUUCAGAAUGCAUUUCAAAUCGCCUUCUUUGUAUGGGCAUGGUAUGAAUUUGGCUUGCACUCUUGUUUUCAUGAGAAAGUGGAAGAUAUUGUCAUCAGGUUAUCAAUGGGGAUCCUCAUACAGAUACUUUGCAGCUAUGUAACACUCCCUCUCUAUGCCUUGGUAACACAGAUGGGUUCAACCAUGAAGCCAACCAUCUUCAAUGAGAGGGUGGCUAAGGCUCUACACAAUUGGCACCAAACUGCAAAGAAACACCUCAAACAGAACCGCCAAUCAGGCGCAGUGACGCCAUUGCCGAGUAGGCCGACCACUCCACUGCAUGGCUUCUCACCUGUUCAUCUUCUACGUCACUACCGGAGUGAGCUUGAUAGUGUUCAUAGAUAUCCAAGGCUUUCCAGCUUUGACAAUGAAGUUUGGGAAGCUGAGGGCUGUGCUUCACGCUCUGUUUCACCCCAGAACGAAGACGAGCAAUGGUCUCAACAGUCUAAAAAUCAUUGUAUAGUGGAAGAUGAGAAAGAAGCUCAGGAGAUGAGCUACACAGUAUCAGCCCCUUAGGCUCUCCGUGUUCAACACACGGUUGACAUACGUACAACAGAUUUCUCAUUCGAAAGAUCAAGAAUCUGAAUACUUCAAAAGACGAUCUAGUGUUGUCUUUCCUUAACCAAGUUUGUUUGUUUUACCAGCAAAUGUACAAUUGAAUCCCAGACACAGUGGUUCAAGUCUCAAAUAUAUCAACUUGUUCCAAAUCACAGAUUGCUUCA
Molecule: messenger RNA, 2101 nt
Organism: Cornus florida
Lineage: Eukaryota; Viridiplantae; Streptophyta; Magnoliopsida; Cornales; Cornaceae
Product: MLO-like protein 6
Exons: 15
Coding region: 216-1895 (559 amino acids)
Biological process (GO): defense response
Cellular component (GO): membrane
Source: RefSeq, a predicted model, not a curated record